Molecule: messenger RNA, 636 nt
Organism: Paramecium octaurelia
Lineage: Eukaryota; Ciliophora; Oligohymenophorea; Peniculida; Parameciidae
Source: the annotation of a GenBank genome assembly
GUAAAAUUAUUAAAAUAUAUGUGGGAAUAUGCAGUUGUUGGAACUUGCUUUUUGAUACUAAUCGUCAUCAAAUUUUAUUUAUUUAAAGUAGAUGAUGACUCUAUUAAUAUAGGUUUCCUAUGAUAAGAAAAUGAAAUAUUACAGUGAUCCUGAUGAAAUGGCGAUUGAAUUUUCUUCAAAUAUGCAAAAAUAGAAUUCAAUUGAGUAAAUUACAUAAACCCUAAAUAAUAUUCACUUAUUAGCUUAGAGGAAUGUGUAAAUUAUAGUUGAUUAAUGUAAUUGUAUCGGCACAACAAAUAGUUUAAUUGGGUUAGACUGAUAAUACUUUGACAACAAUCUCAGAGAGAUUACGAAAUACAACAAUCAUAAUAGCACUUUUGAAACUUAAAUUUCCAAAAGACAAGCAGUAAAAACUCAAACUUCUAGGAUAAACACUCUACGAAGUAAGUUUUAUCUCUAAUUAGAAUUUUACUAUCUUCAAGAAGUUGAUCUAAUGGUGUGAAUAACACGAAGAAAAAUAAAAAAAUUAAAAAGGAAAGAAGCACACUUAAUUGGAUAUUCAUCUAAUUAAUACGAUAAGAGCAUAUUCAGAGUAUAUUAACAAUGAACUUGGAAGUUACUUUAAACCAAAAUGAG